Molecule: messenger RNA, 4025 nt
Organism: Portunus trituberculatus (swimming crab)
Lineage: Eukaryota; Metazoa; Arthropoda; Malacostraca; Decapoda; Portunidae
Product: transferrin-like
Biological process (GO): iron ion transport
Cellular component (GO): plasma membrane; early endosome; recycling endosome
Source: RefSeq, a predicted model, not a curated record
UCAAAGGGUCUGGUGUGUAGAUGGAAGUAGUAGAAGGAAGACAAAAGGAAAAUCAAAUGAUGAGAAGAAAGAAGAAAGACGAAAAAGAGGAGAAACCAAGCCACAAUAUUUAAGCGGCCUGCUGAACAAUCAGCCUGACAGGCGCCAGUGUCACCCACACAGCGGCAGUCCCUCGCAGUUUCACAGAGCCAGUCAGGGAGCAGCCACAGCAGGAAGGGCAACACUGCCAGGCAGUCGCGCAUCACUGCUUGUAGGGAAGAGACGUCCACUCACGGCCUUCCGCUCACUGCCGCACUCACUCGCUGCUCGGAGUUGCUACCCCACCUGCCUUCCUGCGCUUCUCGGCGUGAGAAUGCAGAUCACGUCCCUUUGUUUGGCGGUGGCCUUCACCCUGGGCCUGGCUCAUGCUGAGUUGGUGCGGGUGUGUGUGCCUGAGCAGGCGUUUGGACCAUGCGAGGAUAUGAUUCGAGAGCCGGCCUUCUCUUCCUUGACGCUCCAGUGUGUUUUGGGCCCCGACAAGUAUGGGUGUAUGGAGAAGCUGGUGGCGAAGGAGGCUGACACAAUGACGGUGACUGGGGAAGACGUGUACUUGGCUCGUGAAAUGUACAACCUGGAUCUGCAACUGGUGGCCGAGAUGCGUAUUGUGGACAGAGCGAAUGAUGCGUGGCGGUACCAAGGCGUGGCGGUGGUGAGGCGCAGCACAGUUCGAAGCGUGGCAGAUCUGAAGGGCGCCAAGUCAUGCCACACAGGCUACGCUAGGAAUGCUGGCUGGAACAUUCCCUUCUCCCACCUGCUGGAAAUGGGGCAGGUUAAGAUGCAGUGUGAUACCUCAGCGACAGUGGUGGAGCAUGAUAUAUUGGCAGUGAGUCGCUACUUCGGUCAAGCCUGCAUCCCCGGGCCCUGGGUACCUGACAAUGACACAGAUACCCUCCUCAAGAGUAAGUACAGUAGCAUGUGUGCCCUGUGUGGCCAGCCCGGAGUGUGCGGCAGAGACGACCCCCAUGCCGGGUACGCUGGCGCCCUCACCUGCCUCGUGGAUGGCGGUGCUGACGUCGCCUGGAGCAAGAUGUCAGCGGUGGAGGAGUUCUUCAAAGACAGGAGUGAGGUGGCAUCAGAGUAUGGCUUGCUGUGUCCUGAUGAUCGAGUGCUGGAUCUGAGCAGUGCCUCCGUCAAGCAGUGCCGCUGGGCUUCUCGACCCUGGAAUGGCUGGCUUGUCCGCACAGCUAAUAAGAACAACAAGGCCAUCAUCACAGCCAUCACCACAAUGGUCAACGCCGCCCCAUCCCCGCAGGAGGUGAACCCGCGUCCCUGGGGCUCUGCUGUGCUGGGGGUGUCGGAGCCCUCUACUCUCCAUGUAAGGCAGCAGCCAGUCUCCCCUGGUGACUACCUCAAGGAACACAAAUACGACACCACCAUUGACCGCCUGGGCUGCACCGAGGCUCCUGUCAAGCUGUGUGUGGACUCCACGUUCUCAAUGCAGAAGUGUCUGGCGCUGGCUAAGGUGUUCAAGUCACGCAGGAUCCGACCCAGCCUGGAGUGCAUCGGUAAUAACGGCGGCAACUGCCUCAGUGUGGUGGCCCGCAGCAACGCCCACAUCACUACUGCUGACGGUGGUGAUGUUUACCAUGCUUUCAGGGACCAUCAGCUCGUGCCCAUUGUGUCUGAGCGCUAUGGCUCGCUGGACGCUUCCUACUUUGCUGUGGCUGUGGUGCGUGCCAACUCCAACAUCAACUCCCUCAGUGACUUGCGAGGAAAGAAGUCAUGCCACACUGGGAUUGGCAGGACAGCAGGCUGGAAGAUCCCUGUGGUGACUCUGAUGAACGCUGGACUGUUCAGCAAAGGCGACUGUGACUUCCCAAUGCAGAUCGGUAACUUCUUCAGCAGCUCAUGUGUGCCGGGAGCCAAGGAACCCAAGUAUGAUCCCAAAGGCACCAACCCCAAGUCCCUGUGUGAACUGUGUAUUGGCAAUAACGUGAAUGGGGGGCAAGGGCCGGUACAGGGAAAGUGUGACCGGCGACCCAUUGAGGCAUUCUCUGGCUACACUGGUGCCUUCAGGUGUCUGGUACAGGGUGGGGGUGACGUGGCCUUCGUCAAGCACACCACCGUCGGAGAGAACACCAACGGCAACAACAACAUGUCCUGGGCUGCCAACCUCCGCUCCACAGACUUUAAGCUUCUCUGCCGCAACUCAGGGGCUGUUGAUGUCAUUGAUUAUAACACCUGUAACCUGGCCAGAGUUCCCGCACAUAAGGUUAUCAUUGACCCCAAGCUGAGUGCCGUCAUGAAGGAGGAGGUGAGGAUUCUUUUGCUGAGGGCAUCUGAAAUGUUCCCGCCAGGACAGGACGUGUUCAAGAUGUUUGGGACCUAAGGAAAGCAAGACCUCAUCUUUAAGGACUCGGCCACAGCACUGAUCAACGUUCGCAUGGACUCCUUCCAUAAGUCUCUCAAUGACUCCUACUACAAGAUACUGAAGGCCAUGGACGACUGCAAGACAGAGAGCUCCCCACUGCCCUUCACUGGUGGAGACAAUGGCGCCACGACUUUCUCCAUUAUCCCCACCUAUACGAUGCUGUGUGUGGUGCUGGCCUGGCUGCUGGCCCACUGAACUCUCUCUCUCUCACACACACAUACACACACACACACAUGCAUACACACUGACAUCUCACAUAUUAGUAGGUUCUUUCAAAGGGUGAUUUUAAUGCAAUAUUCCCUACUUUUUAUAUUUCUUCCCUUACCAAUAAGCAAUGUUUUUUACACCCCACUGAUCUUGUCACACACACACACACACACACACACUGACAUCUCACAUAUUAGUAGGUUCUUUCAAAAGGUGAUUUUAAUGCAAUAUUCCCUGCUUCUUUAUAUUCCUCCCUUGCCAAUAAGCAAGGUUUUAUACGCUAAUGCAGUUCAUUUGAAAAUUGGUCUAUUUUAUUACAGCUUACUUAUAUAUUUCAAGACCUUUGUCCCUUUCUUUCGGCUGACUCUUUGACCUGCAAGGGGACUGGCAAUUAAAUGGGCCUUUUUAUAUAUUUUUUUUUAUAUUCUUUGAUGCCCUUGGCCAGUUUCCCCUUUUAGAUAAUAAAAAAAAUAUAUUGCUGACUCUCCUAAAGGUAGAUUUAAAAGAUGUGCACAAAUUAGGAAGUUAGUGUGAUGUGCUGUGAUGUUGAUGUAACCUUGAACUGUUUGUAGAGUGAAGGUUGUGAGGUACUGAGGGAAGGUUGUGAAGUACUGAGGGAAGGUUGUGAGGUACUGACAAAAGGUUGUUAGGUACUGAGGGAAGGUUGUGAGCUACUGAAGAAAGGUUGUGAUCCUGAGGAAGGUUUUGAGGUACCAAGUGAAGGCUGUGAGGUACUAAAUCCUUUCUCUACAACACAAAACAAUUAGCACACCAGAAGCAAUGUACAAAAUCAUCAUAACCAUUUACAUGAAAGUUUGUUAAUUUUUUGCUCAUCCAGAUAUUACAUGUUGCGGGACAAGUGAGUGUGUCUUGGAGGAAUUGGUGAUUAGGGGAAGAUGUACCAAGUUGCAGUCAAAGGGUUUAAAAGUGGUGGUUGUGAGGUGUUGUAGUUGUGAUUGACUUUCUAUGCACACCUUCCUAACAGUGAUGGUUAGAGCCAGUUUCAAUCUUCUAGUAAGCUCCUCAAUUUCUUCAGUACCAGAAUACAUUUUCAUAUUCAUUCUGGUUACUAUUUCUGGCAAUUUUAUACAGCUUCAGAGACGUAUGUUGGGAUUAGAAUAGUGAAAACUCAGGCCAUUAAUCUUUUGACUUCUGUAGACCCUCCCUAAUGCAAACAAAAUUGUCUUAUACCCAAAAAUCAAGGUAAAAAAUGCAUCUUGGUAUUGACGGGGUUAACUCGAAUGCUCCCAUGUUUACAAGUGCCUGAACCAAUAUUAUGUAGUUUUAUUUGUAAAGCAGCAAACAAAAGAGGCUGACUGUGGAACCAGCCUUUAGUUAGUCCCCUGCAUAGUCUAAUAUUUGUAUCAGUGAUGUUAAAGUGCAAUACAUAAACUGAAGCCUGGAGAAA